Macadamia integrifolia is the source of this 2732-nucleotide messenger RNA. Its product is annotated as WD repeat-containing protein 87-like. NCBI's taxonomy places the organism in Eukaryota, Viridiplantae, Streptophyta, Magnoliopsida, Proteales, Proteaceae. The coding region runs from base 371 to 2623 and encodes 750 amino acids. The transcript is spliced from 5 exons. The record is from RefSeq and is a predicted model, not a curated record.
CCUGAAAACGUGCAGAGAAUAAACAGAGACUCUCCAACAGUUUGCUCCUCCUAACUGAUAAAUUCUUUCUUCUACCCAUUUGUGCAUCUAACUAUUGCUGAUUUCAGAAUUCUAAGCAACCAAAAUUCUGCCAUGGCCGAGUAGCUCACGGGUUCCUUUCUCCUCUGUAAUCUCUCCAGAUAGGUCAGUUCUCAACUUUGAAUCUCAAUUUUCCUGGUAGAAAGUCCAUCACCUUGAGGGAGAAAUCGAAAAGAGUAGAUGAGAAGUUACUUGAACUAUUAUUCUUCAAUUCUUGCUUCAGACAGAAGCGGUUGGAUGGAUUGAAUUGGUAGCAACCCGCGUAAUCGUUCUUUUUCCAAUACCCACUUCGAUGGCGAACAGAGGAUCUGUUAAUGAGUUUCUGUUCAUGAAAAUGGUACCUUUUGUUGGUUUUCUCUGGUUCUCUAUCAGUGGCUUCAUGUUUUAUCUGAUCCGUCUCGUAAGCAGAUAUGUAUUCAGAUUUCAAAGAGAAGAUGCUUCUAAGAAAGAUGAUUCUAAUUGCUCAACUGUCGAACCUGCAAUUUCCAAAUUUGAGGAUUCUGAGUCUGAUGAAGAAGCAGAGGAAGAUACCCCAAAGUUCUCUUUCAAGUUUCAGUAUCAGAAUGUACAAACCCAAAGUGGGAAUGAAGAGAAUGAAGAAUCCAAAGGCUCUUUAGCCACUGACCAGAAGUGCCCGACGAUGAGAACUAGUAAACGCCAGUUCUUGUCGGGAAAGGAUUUCCACGGAUUCAUGGAAGAACCAGAAGUUUUGAGCUUUACUGUGAAGGAAUUAUUUGCGGAUUCAAAAGAUCUUCUGCAACUUAAUUCAGAGACGAAAACUGUUCAGGAAGAAGUAGAGGACGAAGCCACUGAUUCUCACUGUAAAACAUGGGAAACAGGGGAAACAGAGGAAACAGAGGAUGAGACUCUCACAGAAGAACAGCUCCCUGGCAAGGAUGGGUUAGUCGUUUCUGAAUUAAACCUGCAGAGUAAGGAAGAUGUCCCUACAGAAAUUCAGUUCCUGGGUGAAAAAGACUCUUCCGCUUUAGAUUCGGAAACUGAAUCUAUCAGUUCGAAUGAUGAGUUCUCACUCCAGAAUCAUUUUCUCGAUCCAAAGGAUGGGUAUUUGUCAGAUAUCGAUUUUGAGAAACCAUCUCUACAGACCCCUUUACAGAAUUCAAAUAUAGUGAGUACCAAAACCAUGGAUACCAAAGAUGAAUCAGAAGUUCUCCAUUUGCUAAAUUCAAGAAUUGUGGACAUUGGAAUUCUUUGUGAGAGCGACAUCGAGGAGGAAGAAGAAGAAGAAGACGAAGAAGAGAAAAAAACAGAGUAUGUUGGUGGAAAAGAGAAGGAAGCAAUGGACUAUGGUUUAGUUAAAAAUGAAGAACCCAAUACCAAUAGGAAGAAUAUGCAGGAGAAGUCACAAUUGCGAGCACUUGAAGAAGGAAACGAAUUGGAAACACAGUGGGAACACCAGAAUCUGAUAGAACAGCUGAAGAUGGAACUGAAGAAGUUGAGAAAUACAGGACUUCCCACCAUAUUAGAAGAAUCAGAGUCACCAAGGGUGAUGGAAGACCUGAAGCCAUGGAAGAUGGAUGAGAAGUUGCUUCACGAGGAUCGAAUGGAGGAGCUCCACAAGUUCUACAUGAGCUACAGAGAGAGAAUGCGCAAAUUGGACAUCUUCAAUUACCAGAAGUUGUACGCAAUAGGCUUCCUCCAGGUGAAGGACCCACUACAGUCAAUUUCCAACAGAAAGUCUUCCAAUCCUAGAAUCUCAAGCAUUUUAUCCCAGGAUUUCUGGAUGAGCAAACACAGAAGAGCUAAAGUAGACCCAACCGUAAAGUUCAUUGGAGAGUUGCAGAGCGAUUUGGAAAUGGUUUAUGUGGGACAGAUGUGCCUCUCUUGGGAAAUCCUCCAUUGGCAAUACGGAAAGGCCCAAGAAUUGCAGGAGUCUGACACUUAUGGCAUCCAUAGAUACAGUAAGGUUAUUGGUGAGUUCCUACAGUUUCAGGUGCUCACCCAAAGAUUCAUGGAGUAUGAAGCCUUUCAAGGUCCCAGGGUUCAAAAUUAUGUCAAGAAUAGAUGCGUUCUUCGUAACCUUAUUCAAGUUCCGGUCAUAAAAGAGGAUUCUUUGAAGAACAAGAAGAAAACAAGAAGGGGUGAUGAAGAUGGGAACACAACUGCAAUGCUGACGGAGACCAUUGAUAAGUCAAUGAGGAUAUUCUGGGAGUUCAUUAGAUCUGAUAAGGACGAAGCUAGCAUGAUUUUAAAGGGCCUUUGGAGAACUCAGGUUGAACUCCAGAACCCUGCAGAUUUGAAUCUUCUCACAGAAAUACGAACAAAUAUCCAAAAGAAGGAGAAGAAGCUCAAAGAUAUAUUGAGAAUUGGGAACUGCAUAGUAAAGAGAUUCCAGAAGAGGCAAGAAGACAGAUCAGACCUGAUAUUGUUCUUCUCUCAGGUUGACAUGAAGCUGAUAUCUAGGGUUCUGAACAUGUCAAAAAUAACAAGUGAACAACUGGUUUGGUGUCAUAAGAAAUUAAACAAGAUUAAUUUUUUAGAUAGGAAGAUUCAUAGAGAACCCUCAUUUUUGCUUUUUCCAUGUUGAGAUUGUUUCUCUUGCUAAUAAUAUAUGACAGAUCUUUCAUGUGUAGAUCCAUGGACAUAAACAAAUAAUCCACAAAGAUAUUAUGUUAUAUAUCCACCUGAUUGCCACC